AUGCUCCGGACAAUCAUCGUGGAGGGUGCCUGUCAGUGCCUUGAAGAUGUCCUUGAGCAUCCCUCGAAGGCUGUUGGAGCUUUCAAUGACUUGCUUACACUCGGCGAGGUACGUCGUAUCAUCGACGAGGACGAGGUGGAAGACGAGGAAGAGGAGCGAAAGGAGCACACGGGGUACGGGGUCGGGAAGCUCGUCCCAACGAACCCAGAUGCGCCCAACGCUCUGCAACCCUUAGAAUCUGCUGUCCCUCUGCGUCCCUGGUCUGACGAAAAGGACGACGGACAGCAGGAAGAAGGCACAACAGGUUCAUUCUCAAACGCAGAGCCCGCUGCUCCCAGAGCCCCGCAGUUCGUCAUGAGAGCGAAAGCCGUUGCGCGAACAUACCGUACAUCGGGACUCCUGUAUCGGUCAUGA
This is a messenger RNA of Trichosporon asahii var. asahii CBS 2479, 414 nucleotides long. RefSeq lists its product as uncharacterized. The transcript is spliced from 3 exons. The coding region runs from base 1 to 414 and encodes 137 amino acids. The record is from RefSeq and is a predicted model, not a curated record. Lineage: Eukaryota; Fungi; Basidiomycota; Tremellomycetes; Trichosporonales; Trichosporonaceae.